AUGGAUGAUGAAAUCGAAGACGGAGACAACGUCGAAGAAGAUUAUUAUGCUUUUUUAAAUAUAUCUAGAGCAGCAACUAAUGAAGAAAUUAGCAAUGCAUACAGAAGAUUAAGUAGAGUUUAUCACCCCGACAAGCAUUUAGAACCGGAAAAAAAAAAGCAAGCAGAAAAUUUAUUUAACAAAACCAAAAGGGCAUAUGAAGUUUUGAGUGAUCCUCAUCAAAGAGCCAUUUAUGAUUCUUUAGGUGUGCAAGGUUUGGAAACUGAAGGAUGGGAAAUUAUUCAAAGAACUAGAACUCCACAAGAAAUCAGAGAAGAAUAUGAAAGGCUGGCAAGAUCGAAAGGUUUUCCAAACAUUGAAAUAUCUGGUAUGUCAUUUGCCCACUCUAUUGAAGCUCCAAUUACAACCAAAGAUACGGUCACAUUAUCAGGAAACCUAGCUACUCACAAUGGAACAGGGAGUGGUGCAGUUAAUGUUGCUCUUAGAAAGGUUGUGUCUGAAAAGUCAUGGGUCGAAUGUGGGUUAGGAGCGGGAGAUGGUCCUACAUUUAGUAUUAAGGGUUUUCGAACUCUUACUAAGCGACUUUUCGGUACUGUAAUUACUCUUUUUCAAUACACACCAUCGGGAAUAAGGCCUGGUUUAGUUACAUCUUUAAGUUACCAGUUGGAUAAACAUGUUAUGGGUGAUUUAACAUGGAGAGCUGGGAUUCAAAGUUCAAUGUCAACUUCCAUUCAUAGAAAUACAGAAACCUCAUUAACUAGUUUAACCCUUCUUUUCGGUGUUCCUCAUUCUUAUAUUUCACUUAGUUAUUCUAGAAAAUUUUAUGAAAAUGAAAAAACGCUGAAAUUAAAAAUUGCUGUCAAAGCUGGAACCUUUGGAGCACUAUUGGAAUAUGGAGCUGAAAAACAAGUUUCGAAACAAUCAGCAGUAUCAGCUUCUGUAAUGGUAGGAAUUCCGACAGGAGUUACUCUUAAACUCAAGUUAAAUCGAGCGAAUCAAACUUAUAGUUUUCCAAUAUUGCUUUGCGAAGAAAUUUUACCUAGUCCUGUAUUUUAUGCCACAAUCACACCAUUGUUUUCAUGGGUUUUGAUUAAAAAGCUUAUCAUUGAUCCAAUAAGGCAAGAGCAACAUUUGCGAAAUAAAGAAAAGCAAAAACAGGCAAACAAAUCUAGAAUGGCCGAAUUGCAACGGGAAGCUAAAGCAGCUAAAGAACUUAUGAAAGCCACCGUUUCAAGAAUUCGAAGUGAGGAAGAAAGUAAAAGAGGAUUAAUCAUUGUUCAUGCAACUUAUGGUCGCACAACGGCACAGUCAAGUUACGCAGCUGCCACCGAUCAAGAAAUAGAAAAUUCUCUAGAUUUAGAAAUUAUUGAUGUUACUAUUCAACUCCAAGUUUUGGUUAAGGAUUCGAAACUAUUUUUGCACGAGUCGUCAAAGAGUCAACUUCCAGGUUUUUAUGAUCCUUGCGUGGGCGAAGAAAAAAGUUUAUUUGUACAAUAUUUAUUUCACAACGUUCUCCAUCAAGUUUCGGUUAAGGAUACUGAGCCACUAAGGUUACCGAAAAACUGUAAGUAA
This is a messenger RNA of Pediculus humanus corporis (human body louse), 1572 nucleotides long. RefSeq lists its product as uncharacterized. The record is from RefSeq and is a predicted model, not a curated record. Lineage: Eukaryota; Metazoa; Arthropoda; Insecta; Psocodea; Pediculidae. Gene Ontology annotation, biological process: cristae formation. The transcript has 9 exons. Bases 1 to 1572 code for a protein of 523 amino acids.